AUGCGCGGGCUCAAUCGACGAGACUCUCAAGUUCUGGCCACUGGAAUGGAGCGGAGGUGGAGAGCCGCUGAAGAGCACCCGUGGUGGGGCUCCAAAUCGCACGCAGCCCACGCCAGGAUGAGCGCGCUAGCCCCCCACUCUCUGUCUCUCACUGCACCGUCGGAGCAGGAGGAGCAAGACGAGCAAGUGAGGCGGGAGGUGCAUGCAGCCAAUGAGAACCCUUCGCUUAGUGUGGCGGUCGACCUGUGCCUUACCUAA
Molecule: messenger RNA, 258 nt
Organism: Colletotrichum orchidophilum
Lineage: Eukaryota; Fungi; Ascomycota; Sordariomycetes; Glomerellales; Glomerellaceae
Exons: 1
Coding region: 1-258 (85 amino acids)
Source: RefSeq, a predicted model, not a curated record